AUGUCUUUCUUUGCAAACUUGGCUGCUCAAGUCGAAAAUGAAACAAAAGAUGACGAUUUUAUUGAACAACAACUUGCUGCUGAAGAACAUCGUUAUGAUUCUUUUGCUGCAGUAAGACAUAAUGCUCAAGUAAAGUAUUUUGUGGAUGGUCAAAACUAUUGCUGGGCUGUUUCUGAAGCUAUUGCACACGCUCAAGAGUGUAUUUACAUUGAAGAUUGGUGGCUGUAUAUGCGUCGACCUCCUUCCAAGUAUCCUGAAUUUCGUCUUGAUCGUUUACUCAAGAGAAAAGCAGAUGAAGGUGAAGUUGAAUUAGCUUUGACUUUAGACAGUCGUCACACCAAAGAUACACUUCAAUCCUUGAGUGAGAACAUCAUUGUAUUAAGACAUCCUGACCAUAAUUUGGGUGGUACUUUCUUUUGGUCUCAUCAUGAAAAAUUUGUUGUUGUUGAUAACCGUAUUGCUUUCCUUGGUGGUAUUGAUUUAUGCUUUGGUCGUUGGGAUACUCACGGUCAUGCUUUGGCUGAUUUUAACGGAAAUGAUCCUGAAAGUGAACUAUUUAUCGUUAAGGAUUGGGAUAUGAAACUCAUUGAUAAGACUGUGAUUCCUAGAAUGCCAUGGCACGACAUGUCUUUAUGUGUUAUUGGCGCACCUGUCCUUGAUGUGGCUCGUCACUUUUGUGAGCGCUGGAACUUUGUCAAGCAUGAAAAAGCCAUGCAUAAAGACAAUGUGCCCUUCUUGCAACCUCCUCUUGGUGGCAUGGGUAGUCAAGAGAGAUUCAUGCAAGAACAACCUGAAGAACAUCACUUUACAAGACAACGCCAUAAGCAUAGAACACGUGGCGUCAAGGGCAACAUUCGUGCCCAAGUACUUCGUAGUUCUGCUGAAUGGAGUUCUGGUAUUAAGCUUGAACACUCGAUUCAAAAUGCUUAUAUUGCUACUAUUCUUCGUGCUGAACAUUAUGUUUACAUUGAAAACCAAUUCUUUAUUACUUCCACCGAUAACAAGGAAGAAAACUUGCUCAAGAAUCAAAUUGGUAAUGCUAUUGUAAAGCGUAUUGUUCGUGCCCAUGAAGAGCAAGACAAAUUUAAGGUGUUUGUAUUGAUGCCUUUGAUGCCUGCUUUUCCCGCUGAUCUCAGUACAAAGGAUGCUGCUACUGCAAGAUUAGUGAUGCAUUAUCAAUACCUUUCUAUUUGUCGUGGUCCUGAUAGUAUUGUUGAAAAACUCAAAGCCACUGGUAUUGACCCUGACCAAUACAUUCGUUUCUACAGUUUAAGAAGUUAUGAUCGUAUCAACCGUAGCCAGAUGGAAGAACUCUUGUUGAAGGCCGCUGGCUAUAGCGACUCUACUGAACCUCAACUGGAAGAAGCCGGUGGCGAACCAGGUGACCGUGCCAAGAUUGUUCAUCGUGUAGGUGAUCAAGACAUUGCUCGUAACACAGAAGGUGCUUUCAAUGUCGAAGAUGAAAUUGAAUACAGUCGUGUUCGUGAGAAUAAAGACUUUGAAAACUAUCAACGCCGUCGUUCUGAAGCUGUCGAUGAAGCCGAUCAAGGUAUUGCUUCUGAUUCUAUUGCUAAAGAUGCCAUGUUGGGUGGUGAUAUUGAAGAUGAGCCUUGGGUCAAUGACACAGAAGCUGAGCAGCCUCGUGAUGAAGCUGCUGAAAAGGAAGAAGCCAAUGAUUAUGUCAGUGAAGAACUCUAUAUUCAUGCUAAGCUUCUGAUUGCUGAUGACAAGGUCGUCAUUAUGGGUUCUGCCAACUUAAAUGAUCGUUCUCAAUGUGGUGACCGUGAUUCUGAAAUUGCCCUUAUUGUAGAAGACCAAGAUACAAUUCCUUCCCAAAUGAAUGGCAAAUACUAUGAAGCUGCUCGUUUUGCUGCUAGUUUAAGACGUAGCUUGUGGAAAGAACACUUGGGUUUACUUGCACCUGCUCCUCCAGAUGAAGUCACAGAUAACAUGUUGCCUUUACCUGUUCCUCAAAUUGAUACCUCAUUGAGUGAAGAAGAUAAGGUUGUCAUGGAUCCUCUUGAUGACGAAACACUUGAGCGAUGGAACGCUACUGCUAAAACCAACACGUUAGCUUUCCGAGAAGUAUUCCAUUGUGUUCCUGAUGACACAGUGACUAACUGGGAGGAAUACAAGGAAUUUUACCCUAACCCUGCUCAUAUUGAUAUUGGUCAUGUUCAUGAUCCUGAAAUGUCCGUUGAUACGAUCAGGGAUCAUUUAUCUACCAUUCGUGGUCAUUUAGUUGAAUUCCCUUACCAUUUCUUGGAAAACGUCGAUCUCCAAGGUGAAUCCAUUCCCUUUAUUGGCAAUGAUAUUCAAGAGUUGUAUACAUAA
This is a messenger RNA of Gilbertella persicaria, 2334 nucleotides long. RefSeq lists its product as uncharacterized. The coding region runs from base 1 to 2334 and encodes 777 amino acids. Gene Ontology annotation, biological process: phosphatidic acid biosynthetic process; intracellular signal transduction; cell motility. Lineage: Eukaryota; Fungi; Mucoromycota; Mucoromycetes; Mucorales; Choanephoraceae. Gene Ontology annotation, molecular function: D-type glycerophospholipase activity. The record is from RefSeq and is a predicted model, not a curated record. The transcript has 15 exons.